Messenger RNA from Cylicocyclus nassatus, 1063 nucleotides. NCBI's taxonomy places the organism in Eukaryota, Metazoa, Nematoda, Chromadorea, Rhabditida, Strongylidae. The record is from the annotation of a GenBank genome assembly.
AGGUAAUCAAUGAGUGGGCUCACCACAGUCCCAGAUAACAUCAACUUUCCUGCCGAGGAACAGAAAACUUUGAAGUGCUGGAAUGAGAAUAAGGUUUUUGAGAAAUCCCUCAAAUUAUCAGCCGACAGACCACGAUAUACCUUUUUCGAUGGUCCUCCUUUCGAUACCGGCCUUCCACAUUACGGGCACAUUCUUGCUGGAACCAUUAAGGAUGUGGUAACAAGAUGGGCACAUCAAAAUGGUUUCUAUGUCGAGCGCAGAUUUGGAUGGGACACGCAUGGGCUCCGUUUCGACAAAACUUUGGGUGUCAAGGGACCUAAUGACAUACUAGAAAUGGGAAUUGGAAAGUAUAACGCAGAAUGUCGAAGUAUCGUCAUGCGGUAUUCUCAUGAAUGGGAGACAACUGUUGCUCGCAUGGGACGUUGGAUUGACUUCAAGAAUGAUUACAAAACUCUUUAUCCUCGGUUUAUGGAAAGCGUAUGGUGGGCUUUCAGCGAAUUGUUCAAAAAAGGACUAGUCUACAGGGGCGUAAAAGUGAUGCCAUACUCUACUUCUUGCACUACUCCUCUCUCGAACUUUGAGGCUGGGCAGAAUUACAAAGAUGUUGUGGAUCCCGCUGUCUGCAUUGGGCUCCGACUUGAUGAAAACCCGAAGCGUCUAAUGGUGGCAUGGACUACAACUCCUUGGACUCUUCCCAGUAACCUCGCAUUGUGUUUACAUCCUGACUUGGACUAUCUUAUAGUAAAAGAUCCUGCAACUGAUGCUGAGUAUGUGGUUAUGGAAGAACGCUUGUGUGAGCUGAAGAAUGACAACCUUGUGGUUUUGGAGAAGGUCAAGGGACGCACAUUUGAAGGAAAAAGCUAUGAGCCGCUAUUUCCUUACUUCACAUACAUGAAAAAGGAGAGGAAUGCGUUCCGCGGCUUUGCAAUACAUUUGUCACCACAGAUCAAGGAACUGGUAUUGUACAUCAAGCUCCAUAUUUUGGAGAGAUUGACUACCAAGUUUGCCUUGAAAAUGGAAUCAUCACCAAGGACAUGAAAAUUGUAUGCCCCGUUGAUGAAAC